GCGUAAGUCCGACGUACAGCCUUGAACAAUCCCUUCUAUACCCAAGGGAGAUGAAAACACCACCAUAGCGUGGAAUAAAUGGCCGUACUCCGAACACUCCUCUCUAUCAGCACUCCACUACAUUUACAUCAUCAUCAUCAAUUUCAUUUUCUUCAAAAACCAUUUCUAUUCUCUCAUUCUUCUCAAACCCUUAAACUUCACCCAAAUUCUCAUACAUUUCUCAAUCUCUCCUCUUUCUCCACUCACCGCUUCUUCACACCUUGCUGUUCUUCCUCUUCAAUGGAGGCUCCUCCCGAAGGUUACCGAAGAAAUGUCGGAAUCUGUCUCAUUAAUUCCUCUAAAAAGAUUUUUUCUGCUUCAAGACUCGAUAUACCUGAUUCUUGGCAAAUGCCUCAGGGUGGAAUAGAUGAAGAUGAAGAUCCAAAAAAUGCGGCCAUCAGGGAGCUCAGGGAAGAAACUGGAGUAACUUCAGUGGAAGUUCUUGCAGAGGUGCCCUACUGGCUGACAUAUGAUUUCCCACCAGAAGUUAGGGAGAAGCUCAAGCGUCAAUGGGGAUCAGACUGGAAGGGUCAAGCCCAAAAGUGGUUCCUUCUUAAGUUACUGGGAAAUGAAGACGAAAUCAAUCUAUUGGGCGAUGGCACGGAGAAGGCUGAAUUUGGCAACUGGUCAUGGAUGACACCCGAUGAAGUAGUCAAACACGCGGUGGACUUUAAGAGGCCUGUCUAUGAAGAAGUUUUGAAAGUUUUUGCACCUUAUCUUCAGUAACAUUCUCAAGCAUUUAUUGUUCAUGAGGCUUGACUACAUGCAUUGUUUAAGCUGGUAUUAGAUCAUUUACCGUUAUAGUGGUUGUUGAAGUUGAGCUUAUAUCUUUUGGUAACAUAUUGAAUGCAGUUUAUGAACAAAAA
This is a messenger RNA of Amaranthus tricolor (Joseph's coat), 905 nucleotides long. Its product is annotated as nudix hydrolase 26, chloroplastic. Bases 79 to 765 code for a protein of 228 amino acids. Gene Ontology annotation, molecular function: guanosine-3',5'-bis(diphosphate) 3'-diphosphatase activity; bis(5'-adenosyl)-pentaphosphatase activity. Lineage: Eukaryota; Viridiplantae; Streptophyta; Magnoliopsida; Caryophyllales; Amaranthaceae. Gene Ontology annotation, biological process: ribose phosphate metabolic process; nucleoside phosphate metabolic process. The record is from RefSeq and is a predicted model, not a curated record. The transcript has 6 exons. Gene Ontology annotation, cellular component: chloroplast.